UAAAAACAACCCUAAAAGAAAAAGAAAAAAACCCUUAUCUCUCUAUCUUCUGCGCAUGAUCCAGAUUCGGUUUUGAAUCCAAAAGCUUUGCCAUGGAACGUAUCAUCGGCGGCAAGUAUAAGCUCGGAAGAAAGAUCGGCGGUGGUUCUUUCGGCGAGAUUUUUCUUGCUACGCACGUCGAUACUUUCGAGAUCGUUGCUGUUAAGAUCGAGAACAGUAAAACAAAGCAUCCUCAACUUCUCUAUGAAGCUAAGCUUUACAGAAUCCUUGAAGGAGGAAGUGGGAUCCCGCGCAUAAAAUGGUUUGGAGUGGAUGGAACAGAGAAUGCAUUAGUGAUGGAUUUGUUAGGGCCAAGUCUCGAAGAUCUCUUCGUGUAUUGUGGGAGGAAGUUCUCACCAAAGACGGUUUUGUUGUUGGCUGAUCAAAUGCUAACGAGAAUAGAAUAUGUCCACUCCAAAGGAUAUCUACAUAGAGAUAUAAAACCCGAUAACUUUCUAAUGGGACUUGGCCGGAAAGCGAAUCAGGUUUAUCUAAUUGACUUUGGACUUGCCAAAAGAUAUCGUGAUGCCAACACCAACCGCCACAUCCCUUACAGGGAAAACAAGAACUUAACAGGAACUGCACGAUAUGCUAGUUGCAAUACACAUCUUGGAAUUGAGCAAAGUCGACGGGAUGACCUAGAAUCGUUGGGAUAUGUGCUUCUGUAUUUCCUAAGAGGAAGGUGUGUGUUGGUUUUAUGCAAAGGUCACCCUGUGGAGUUUGCUUCAUAUUUUCAUUACUGCCACACACUGACAUUUGAUCAGCGCCCUGAUUAUGGGUUCUUGAAGCGGCUCUUUCGUGACUUGUUUUCGCGAGAAGGAUAUGAAUUCGACUAUAUAUUUGACUGGACUAUAAUAAAGUAUCAACAAGCACAGAAAUCUAGAAAUCAGUCUCAGGCAGUUCCUGGUUCUAGCAGCGCUCGUGCAAUGGCAGUGGACACAACCAACCAUCGGGGAGGACCAAAUAUUUCUUAUGAAGCCGAGGCCUCUGAACGUGUCAGAUCGACUAAUGCCAUUGGUCCAAGCCCCCAGAUAAAUAAUAAUACUGCUACAGGGAGGAAUGUGGGUUUUGAUCACCCCGUCCACAAGAAUAUGAACAUGCCAUCCACUUCAUUAGCUCCUGCCGGUACCUCAAAAAGAAAUGUCGGACCUGAAACUUCAAAUUCUGGGUAUGGAAGUGGGAAUAGAACAGGCGGCUGGACUUCCGCUUUCAUGUCUCCAGAGAAAUGAUGCAAAGAAAAAUGUAGCUUUAUUCUGAAAUGGUGAGUUGAGAUUAAGCACUAUGAAUUUGAGUCACACCCUUAUCGCACCUCUGCAACUACAGCAGAAAUCAGAAGUUGGUGUCACUAACACCUUUGUAUCUCCACCUUUGGCUGGAAGAAAAACAAAUGCUUUGUAUGUAUAUUCCCUGAACUUUGUGGACAAGAAGGCGUUCGCUGAAGCAUUUGUGUUAUACACACAA
Camelina sativa (false flax) is the source of this 1500-nucleotide messenger RNA. NCBI's taxonomy places the organism in Eukaryota, Viridiplantae, Streptophyta, Magnoliopsida, Brassicales, Brassicaceae. The record is from RefSeq and is a predicted model, not a curated record.